GAGAGGAGGAGAGAGAGAGAGAGAGGGCGAGGGUGAAGUAGAGAGAGGGGAGAAGGUCUGGCAACGGGUCGAUCGAAAGCGCAGCGCAGAGAAAUGCACCACCUCUGCUCUGGUCUGGCAGCUUUGCUGGCACACCACCACGUCCGUGUUCGCCAGAAAGAGAGAGAAGGGGAGAAGGAUGGAGAGAGAGGGAGAGAGAGAGGGAUAGCGAGCGACCAAUACCGACGCAGGGGGAGGACGAGCCAAGCCGACUCGCGUUGGGCUAGGUCAGGUCUACCCGAGUUCCACACACCGCUCUGCGUGUGCCAUCCAAAGAGACCCGAAGGCGGAGACCACCCUCGAAAAAGGGUUGAAACGCGAAAUUACGCGAACCGUUCUCGUAAUCGCGGUAAAACAGUGUGUUUUAUUAUUAUUUCUCGCGGGGAAUUUUCCAUCUUUUCCUACGUUCUCUCUUCUUUUUUUCUCUCCCUCUCUCUCUCUCACUCUCUCACUCUCUCUCUCACUCGCUCAUUCACUCUCUCUUUCUCUUUCUCUUUAAAUAAAAAUCCAAACGAAUCGAUCGCGUUGCAACACCGGUGGUUUGUUGUUUGGCCCGAAAACGAUCGGGGCAUCGUAGACGCGGCGUGCUCGCUCGUCAACCGCGAGAUUAUUCCGCUGUCACUGACAACAUCGAGGGUGGAAAGAUCCACCGGUCAUCCUUGGUGCGUGAUUUAUUUAUUUAUCCCCGAUAAAGUGGAAAGUGGUUGCUCAGUUUUCGACUUUUCGAUCCAGUCUUCGUCCUUCUUCUUCUUCUUCUUCUUCUUCUUCUUCUUCUUCGUCUACUUCUUCGCCGCUGGGAAAGUAACGAGAAGGGGUCGGUGGAGGGGGUGGUGCGAGAAGACAGGAAGAAGGUGAAGUGCGUUGAAGAAGAAAGAGUGAUGUUCGCGUGUGCCUUCCAAGGAUAAACAGGAGAGAGGAGUGGAAAGAGUGCUUCCCCGAGUGUUUCGUACAGUUUUUUUCCUCCUUCGAUUCGACGGAGGAAGCGGAUUUCGAAAUCGUGAAAAACGAUCGAAGAAGAAUACGCGGAGGAGGUUUCGAAUCGGACGGCGAUCGAAAAUUGCUGCGGGUGGGAUAAAGUUGUUGAUAAACAAGCAAGAAGGGUGAGAGUGUCGGUUGGUUGAUUAACUGUCGGGUGCAACGACAGCGCCGAUCCGAAUUUUCCUUUUGCUCCUGAUGUCCUGAUAAUCGAUAAGCGUGGUGGUAUAGGUGGUAGUGAGGACCGCCUAGGCCGGCAGCGAUCGGCCUUAUCGACGCCGACGAGAGAAUUUCGUCGUGUUCGCCGAGGGACAUCCUCGAAUAAAUGUUGAGGAAAGCCGACGUGUUUCAUCCCUCGACGCGAGGUCAUCCGAGGCUCCCGAGUGAGCUCCGAAGAGUCGUCGGGAUGCCGAUCUCCCUGAGAAAUCACAGGAUCACGUAAAAAAAAAAAAAAACCUGGAUCCGGUAAUCCGGUUUACCGAAGAGAAAUCAUCCCUCCCUGCCUCCCUCCCUCCCUCCUCCCUCCUCCUCCACCUCCCUCGUCGCGGGGGAUCGAGGAUCAGUGAUAAUCAGUCGAGUCAGCACAAUUUAGGAAAACGAAGGAACUCGUCGCCGAGAGCGGUGUAGACACGAUUUCGUCGAUUCGAAGCUUCGUCGAACCGAUGCACCAAAAGGCUGAAGGAUGGAGGCUAGCGAGUGGGAUCACGCGACCUUGAGAGAAGAGGAAUUCGAGCAGCAUGCGGUAUAUUUGGUACCGGAUGUGUCGGCAUCGCCUGGCGAUACCAAUCGUGCGGAGGCAUCCCUGCCAAGAAAUUUGGUCCUCAAACCUUCUCAGGCCCUCAACGAUGUACGUUCCUCCGCCAAAGAAUCCUUUCUCGAGACCUCCUCGGUUUUGGGUGUGUGGAGCACGAGUUACAUACCCAAGGGGACGCGGUUCGGUCCCCUCGUGGGCCAUGUGUACACCAAGGACUCGGUGCCGGCCGAUGCGAACCGGAAGUACUUCUGGAGGGUGUACAAAAACAACGAGCUGUUCUACUACAUCGACGGUUAUGACGUCCAGAAAUCAAAUUGGAUGCGUUACGUAAACCCGGCUUAUUCGUCCGAAUCGCAGAACCUAAUAGCAUGCCAGUACAAGAUGAACAUAUAUUUUUACACGAUCAAGCCGAUACUACCGAAUCAAGAGCUUCUGGUGUGGUAUUGCAGGGAGUUCGCGGAAAGGCUCAAUUACCCGUUGACGGGUGAACUAAUGCUUCAAAGAAUACGACAACAAGUACAACAAUCUGCGUUACCGACGGAAAUCCCAGCGACCGUGGACGUGGUGUCACCCCUGAAGGACUCGUCGAUCUACGAGAGACGGUCGCAAAUGACCCCGACGGACGGCUCGGUCAGAUCGGACGAGGGCUACCAUUCGAACGGGUACCACGACGAGAUCCUCACCCCGCCUGAGGAGAGCAGCGAGUCGGACUCGGAGAACAAUUACGUGCUCGAUUUCAGCAAGAACGCGAAAACGUCGGUGUGCAGCAGCAACGAGGUGGUGAAGCAGGACAACGCGGCCGCGAAGAACGAGUACAGGAAGGUGAAGAUCAAGAUCACCAAGACGUACGGCAACUUUCAAACGUCCAAGCCCGGCAUGGAUGGGAACGGAAAGGACAAGGAUCAGGAUCAAUUGGCCAGCAGGGCGGUGACCCCGGAACUGCAGAAACCCGUUUCGCCCAUUAUUCUUCAGAAGAGCGUGGUCCUGACCACGGUCGGGGAGGACGAGAUCCCCGAGAAAAACCCGAAACCGUUCUACGAGUCCGAGGUGAAGGGUGGCGCGUUACCGGUGGCCGCCGCCAGGCCGGCCUACCUCGCCAGCCCGAGCAGCUCCAUCCUCGAGAACAUCCUUCUUCGAACCGCCAACACCGACAACAACAACAACAACAACAACACCACCACCGCCACCACCACCAUCAACACCAAUCACAAUCAUCACAACCACGGCGGCAACAACGGCCAACAACAGCACCACAACCAGCACCAACAUCAAACGAUUCACCAUCAAACGCACGUGGACUCGGUCACGCCGCCCCCGUCCAGCCCCACCGAGAUGGCGUACUCUUACAAAAAGUCUCACCGCUACGGCAACAUUUUACCUUGCAGCCCCGACUCGAGCUCCAACCUUCCCAUGCAACCGGACACGUGCGUCAACUCGACGAGCGGGGGCAACGCCGCUAACCUGCCCAUGCAGAGCCCGACCGGCAACCUGCACUCGAGCACGGGCAACCUCCACCCGGGCCAGGCCGGGCCCAACAAUCUUCUACAAUCCCAUCCGGGGGCGGCCAAUAUCCAUUCGUCCGGCAACGCCUCGACCGGCAACAACCACCACUCGGGGGCGGGCGUGCUGUCCUCCACCACGAUACUCACGUCCACGAGUAACCUUCACCCCUCGACCGCGUCCAACCAGGCUUGCCCGUCCAAGAGGAAGACCAAGAGCCCGUCGCCGAACCCGGCCGGGGGCGCGUCCACCGCACCGACCACCAUCCUCUACUCGAGCUCGGGGGGAUGCCAAAUAGAGUCGAGCCCCGUCUAUCCUAACUCGGCGGCCAACGGCAAUCAGAGCGUAUCCCCCAUCUCCCCCAUACAAUCGCCCUCCUCUUACCCGUACGGUAUUUACCAUCAGAACGGCUCGUUGCACCACAACGUGGCCCCGUUGUCCAUCAAUUGCACCGCCUAUUCGCCGACCCCGAGCGGGAACGUGGUGUACGAGAGGGCGGACGGGAGGAGGCUGGAGGCCGCGACGAGCAGCCAUCAAUUGCCGACCUCGUCCACGAUGCAGAUAGACGGUAAUCAGACGUUGAUAGCCGGCACGCACAAUCUUCACCUGGGCCAUCAUCCGGGCCUCACCAUCCACGCCAACUCCUCGUCCACCCUCAACCGAUACUCGCCCGCGAGCUCCUUGUCCCCGGACGACCACGCCUGCUCGCAGAGCGGCUCGCUCAGCCCCAACUCGCAAGGGUCGAGGGGUUACAGGUCGCUGCCGUACCCGUUGAAGAAGAAGGACGGCAAGAUGCAUUACGAGUGCAACGUGUGCUGCAAGACGUUCGGCCAACUGUCGAAUCUCAAGGUACAUCUGAGGACUCAUUCCGGCGAGAGGCCGUUCAAGUGUAACGUUUGCACCAAGAGUUUCACGCAGCUUGCCCACCUGCAGAAGCAUCACCUCGUCCAUACAGGCGAGAAACCGCACCAAUGCGAGAUCUGCAAGAAGAGGUUCAGCUCGACCUCCAACCUCAAGACUCAUCUGAGACUGCAUUCCGGCCAAAAGCCCUACGCCUGCGACCUGUGCCCCGCGAAAUUCACCCAGUUCGUUCACCUCAAGUUGCACAAGAGGUUGCACACCAACGAAAGGCCUUACACCUGCCAAGGCUGCGACAAGAAGUACAUCAGCGCGAGCGGUCUUAGGACCCAUUGGAAGACGACCAGUUGCAGGCCGAACAAUAUCGAGGAUGAGCUCGCCCUUGCCGCGGCCGUUGGCUCGCCGACGUAUUACGAGUACGGUCCGGACAUGAACGUCGGAAACAUGCCGAAGGAAUGCGAGUUGGAGCACAUCGACAAUUACGAGAGGCACGGAUCCGCUCACGGCCCGCACUCCACGUCUCUCCACAACUUGGAGAAUUCCGUGGGGCGGCCAAGCGUCAUAGAGACCUCCCAGCCUCACAUAAUCGAGUGCACCUAAAAACGGGGGUAUGAGCCCUUUCGCUCAAACGCAAAAUCCAGCCGUGGAAUAGUAAACGAGUUGCUCACGACAAACGAAAACGAUGUUACCCUCGUGAGAUGGCAGUGAGAGCCAUUGCUCACGAUUCCACGAUUCCCUUCGAAACAUGGAGGAAAAAUGUUUCUCGAAAAAUCUGCUUUUCCUUCGUUUCGCGUGAGAGAAGCAGCGUGUAAGAAGAAAACAGUGUGAACAGAGAUAAGGUGACCGUCGUCGAUGAUCGUCGUGAUGAUCGAAAAUGUGAGUGAGAUAUUUUACGUGUGCGACAAAUGAAUUCGAAAUUGUUGAAAGAGAAAAGAAGAAAAAGAAGAAGAAGAAGAAGAAGAAAAACUGUUGUUGCUUGGUUAUUGUUAACGCGAAGGAAUUCAAAGCUUUUAGUAGACGACACUUCUUGAAAGCUGGUUAUACUUUUUACGUACGUGAAACGUAACGCGAAACGUAGUUCGAUUUCUCUGACGAGGGUGGAAGAAUCGACGAGAUUCCAGCUACGAGCAUACAAAGUUCCUUCCUUGUAAAUACUCGUUUCUAUAUUUUUUCUAUGGUAGCGCCACCAACGAAAACGCGAAUCUAGAAAGAAAGAAAGAAAGAAAGAGAGAAAGAAAAAAGAAAGGAGAGAAAGAAGAAACAAACGUGAAACAAAAGUGGGACGAAAUGAACGAUAAUAGGAUUAAUUAUGUCUCGAGUCGUCACACGCUGCCAUUUCCGGAUAGAAUCGAGAGAAAGCGAGUACCAAAGUCGUUCGAGCUUCUCGAUUAUCCUUCCACGGUCUAUCCUAAAUACGAUGCUUAGAAAAGGUACCGUACUAACGCGGUACGAUCGUUUUUUCUAUUCUAUAUACAUACAUACAUAUAUAUAUAUAUACAAACCGCUAAAAAAAAAAGAAAAGGGAGAGAGAGAGAGAGAAAAAGAAGAAACACUUCCACAAAUACUUCCAACGUUCGGCUGAUAAAACAGAAGACGGACAAACUCUCCAACGAGCAGUUUCUAACUCUCUGUCGCGCCACGCGUUCUCAACACGCCACGAUGCGCAGUUUGUACCUUUUUUAUUAUAAUUCGAACCCUUCGUCGUUUGAACGCUUAGGACGUUGAAACGAAUAUUUCGACCACAUUUCCUGCAGAACGUAUAUAUACAAACUGAACGUGUGUAUAUAUAUUUCAUAUAUAUAUAUAUAAUUAUAUAUACAUUAUAUAUAUAUAUAUAUAUUUUUCCCUUCUUCCUCGCGGUAUCACGGUACCAUUUUCUACGCGUUCGAGCUUAGGCGGUUUCAAAGUGAGAAAAAUGAAUGGCGGAUUUUGUCGGCAUCCGCCAUGGCGCAUUCGCGGCAAACGCAACGCGCGAGGGAAAAAACAAUAGCGAGAGUAAAAAAACGCGUUAAAAAACGAACAACCAGUGACGACACGACUGCAACUAUACGAGACCUGUACCUGUAUAUACUAACAUUACUAUUAAUUAAUCCGAUUUAAUUUAAAAAGAAAAAAAGGUAAUAAUAAUAUAAUAUAAGGAGCUCUAAUUUAUGAAUACCUUUGUAUAUGUAUAUGUAUAAAAUCGUCGUCGGUUGGCGAAACAAGCACGGUAGGCUGCGCUCUGCGAUAAUCUUUUUUUCAAAUAGGGAGGAAAAAAUCAUUUCGAAGAAAAAUUAGGUAAUUUAUUUACGCGCGUACACGUAACUGUAGUUGAAAAAAAAAAAAGAAAAAACGUUUAAGAGGAAAACAAAAAAAGGAAAAAAAAAAAGAACAAACACGGGGGAAAGAAAAGCUUUCGGUGAUCGAGUAUCUAUAUCUAUAUUUAUACACGUUCAUAUAAAUAUAAACAUAUACAUAUAUAUAUAUAUAUAAAAAUAUAUAUAUAUACAUAUAUAUAUAUAUUUUUUAGGCGUCCUUUUUGUCGUGGAAUUUUCGAAAAACGGAAAGCAUAGUCUCUUGGUCCACGCGAAUAUUUUUUUUUUCUUUUUUCUCCUUUCUUCCCCCCAUCCUCGCCCCCUUUUUCUUCCCCCAUUCCCCCCUCGAAUUUUCCCCCUUUUCGCAACGCUGUUAUACCUCUUCUCGUUCCCAGAUCGAUCCAUUUUCAAAACUAUCAUCGUAACAUCGACACACACACAUACGCAUACACAUACACACACGCGCGUUUCUUUCGCAUCGUCAAUAGAGAUAAGUAUAUAUAUAUAAAAAAAAAAGAAAAACGUCAAUAAAAUAUUGGUGCGAUAACACACAAGAUAAUCGGGAGGAUCGUCGAUUUUUUAAUCAUCAUCGGUUCGAUUUCGUUCGACGAAGAGAGAGAGAGAGAGAGAGAGAGAGGGGGGGGGGGAGAGAGAGAGAGAGAGAGAGAGAAAGUCUUAUCAUUCCCCGUUUUAUCGCGAUCGCGCACAAAGUUUACUCAUCGUUUACUCAUCGUGACGUGGAGCGCGAUUAAGAAAGUUGAUUAAUUUCGUGAGAGAGAGAGAGAGAGAGAGAGAGAGAGAGAGAGAAGAGAGAGGAAUUAUUGGCGGAGAUAAGCGCGGUGGAAAACGCAGUAUUCAGAAUAGGAGGCAUUAAAAUCGUUUAAGUAUCGGCAGGAAGGCGGUCGAUAGAAAUCUCGCGGUGUACAAAAUAUAUAAUAAUUCGGUGGGGGGUCGAAGACUCGGGCGUGAUUUUCAUCGGGGGAACAAGUCGAAAGCGCACAUUAACACACGGGAACGUUAUUGGAAGUUGGUGAAAUUUAGGCAAGGAAUAAAAAUGAUAAAAUGACCCGAGGGAAGGGAAAAUCUAGUCAAAAAAAAAAAAA
Molecule: messenger RNA, 7523 nt
Organism: Apis mellifera (honey bee)
Lineage: Eukaryota; Metazoa; Arthropoda; Insecta; Hymenoptera; Apidae
Gene: Blimp-1
Product: probable serine/threonine-protein kinase DDB_G0282963
Exons: 8
Coding region: 1697-4726 (1009 amino acids)
Biological process (GO): regulation of transcription by RNA polymerase II; cell fate commitment
Cellular component (GO): nucleus; cytoplasm
Molecular function (GO): DNA-binding transcription repressor activity, RNA polymerase II-specific; histone deacetylase binding; RNA polymerase II cis-regulatory region sequence-specific DNA binding
Source: RefSeq, a predicted model, not a curated record